Molecule: messenger RNA, 2496 nt
Organism: Magallana angulata
Lineage: Eukaryota; Metazoa; Mollusca; Bivalvia; Ostreida; Ostreidae
Exons: 18
Coding region: 31-2082 (683 amino acids)
Biological process (GO): protein import into nucleus
Cellular component (GO): nucleus; cytoplasm
Molecular function (GO): nuclear import signal receptor activity; protein binding
Source: RefSeq, a predicted model, not a curated record
UAAUUGACCAAUCAUAUUUCUUGUACUAUAAUGCGGUUGGUAAAGGGAAACAACAUGGUGGAUGCAAUUAUUCAAGAUCUUUGCAGCUCGCUUAAAUUGGAGCGAGAUAAGGGCUUUCAAAAUUUUGUCAAGCAUAUCGAUCUAGCGGAGAGUGAGGAUAUUGAUACGCUUGAACAAUGUAUCACAAAACUUUUAACGGAAGAGGGUUCAUCGUGGGAGAAAAAGCAUGGUGGAUUGAUGGCCGCAAAAGCCCUUUUAAUAAGUGGAAAAAGUUCUGACGAUUUUGCAGUUGACAUGCGUUCCCAGGCUUUAAAGUAUUUAGAAGAUAAUGAAUUCAGAGUUAGGAUUGCUGCAGGAGAGGUAUUAGGAGCACUGUGUAAAAAGAUUGGACCAGCAGUUUAUGAGAACUCCAAGUCAGUUAUUUUGGAAGGAAUCCGCAGUAACCUGGAGCGUGAGAGGUUGUCUGCUACUGGUCAGGACGAGCAGGAGGAGACAGAGAAACUGAUGGAGAAGCUUAGCAGCUCACCCGCCAGGUCCAAUUCUGUGGAUGCAGAUCAGAUCUUUCAUGAUACUGCAGGAUGGAAGUCUUUGGAGACGUGGAUGAAGUGCCUGCAGAGUGUGGUGGAUAACUGCGGACAUCUUUUCAAUGAUUGUGUCGACCAGGAUUUACUGAACUUGAUAUUUCAAGCCCUUGACCACACAAACAGAUUUGUGAGAGAGACUGGCUAUUACGUGUGUUCAUCUCUGGUGUCAAUAGGAGUCAAGGACAAAGAAACCCUGGCUUUGGAGGAAGAGAAUGCCGUGUAUCGACACGGUGAACAGUUUGCCAAGUACAUGGCCAAAGGACUAGCUGACAACUGGAGCCAGGUUCGUUUAGCAUCCAGUGUGGCCACCAGGAAAUUCCUCCAGAGUUUACCCACCGAGGAGGUCAAGGCCAAGUUCUACCCAAUCCUCAUACCCAGGAUGUGUUUAAACAGGUAUUAUGUAGCAGAAGGGGUGAGGAUCUACUCCCAGGAUACCUGGCGAAUGGUGACAGGUGGGGAGGGGAAACACCUGGUGGAAAAGUUCAUAGAGCAUGUGGUAGCUUACUAUAUUGAGGCAACAGGAGCAGAUAACCACGCAGUGAGAGAGGCCGCCUGCGCGUGUAUAGCAGAGCUUGGAUCUAAGAUAGACAGGGAUGUUGUAAGACCUUUCAUACCUCAGUUAUUGGAAGCACUUUUAAUUUGUUUUAAUGAUGACAGUUGGCCUGUCCGAGAUGCUGCCUGUGUGGCAUGUGGAAACUUUGUACUGUGCUUCCCAGAUGAGUCAAGGAGCUCCAUGCCUGCCCUCUACCCUCUGUUCUACAAUAAUCUACAGGACAACAUCCCUUCCGUCCGUCAGGGGGCAGCACUGGCUCUAGCCAAUGUGGCACAAGUCUAUGGUCAAGAAAGCUAUGAAGAAAUUAUAAACAAAGUGAAAGAAGGAAUAGAAGGAUUAAAGAACCAACCUGAAACAACAGAGAAAUAUGGCAACAUGGACAAAGGGCCAGCUACGUAUAGUGUGGUCAAAAAGUUACGGGACAAUGACAUGGAGCUACAUACAGACAAACAGAUGUACUCCUGUGGGUCCCUAGCCCCCAAGAUGAUGAAGGGCUCCAGAGGGGGUGGAUGUAUGGACCACAAGUUUAGGAAACCUCCUGAACCCUGGGAGCUUGCUGAUGGGUGUGUGCAUUUGAUAGCAGAGCUGUCUCACAAUCAGGAGCUACACACUACAGUGUCCGACCUCCUACCAUUACUGGCCAAGGCGGCCUCUCUACACCAUUACAAUCACCACGUUAACUUCCUGGAGACAGUGUGUAAACAGUUGCCAAAUAUUGCCAAAUCAUUGGGGAAGAGGUAUUUUAAGCCCCAUUUAGAAGAAUUCUUUGAUUGCAUAUUUUACAGCAUUACCUGUGAUAACGCCCUGACGGCCAGUGCCGCUAGCCAGUGUCUGAAUCAGCUGAGUGCUUUCCUGGGGCCCAGCAUCUUACGGGGAAGAGUCGAACAGUUUAACCCAAGAUAUUUAGAGCUACUUAAAGCCAACCAGUUUAUUGCACCACUGUGAGGACAAUUGCAGCCUGAUAUAUGUCUUCAGUCUUGACAGACACAGCUUUCUGCAGAUGUAAGCCUGGUGGAAUUCUAUGCCUCUGUGAUUGUUACAUGGGAAGACAUAAUUAACAUCCAUUGUGCCAUAGGUCACAUCCGAUUCAUCGUCUCCAUUGUUGUUGCGAUAUUGUAACCAGGAUGGAAUCUAAUUAACAGUCCCAUUGUGUCAGUAGCUCAGUGCAUCGUACUAGUGGCUAUAAUUUUACAAAUCUUUACUAUAAUUUACAAGAAUACUUCAGACUUGUUGCAUGUUAGAGGUUACAACAUCAAGCAUAACAAUUUUUCUAUGCUUUGCUGUGUAUUAAUAAUUUAUUACUGUGGCAGAGACAAAGCUAUGUUUUAGUUUGUUUAUUAAAAGUCUGUGAGAUCUUUA